Molecule: messenger RNA, 5345 nt
Organism: Anopheles arabiensis
Lineage: Eukaryota; Metazoa; Arthropoda; Insecta; Diptera; Culicidae
Gene: neur
Product: protein neuralized
Exons: 3
Coding region: 1207-3393 (728 amino acids)
Molecular function (GO): ubiquitin protein ligase activity
Source: RefSeq, a predicted model, not a curated record
GCUCGUCGUAGCAGUCACUUCAUCUCACGCCGUUCUCCGGUACGGACAUAUCGCUCCUGCUCGGUCUGUGUGUUUCCGUGGUCUUUAGCAGGGCCAGUGUCUGCGUUGUUUUGGACUCAGUAAUCCGAUCCGUCCACACCGAUCGUGUUUUUUGCACAAAACGUGCCGAUCGGCAGUAUCCAUUUAUCACUAAAGUGAACUAAAGAGAGUGCAGUUUUUAACGUACACAGAGAACAAGUGUUUUAACUAGCGUGUUUUACUACCGUAAAAGUGCAACGUUUUUUUAAACAAGCUCUCUCAAUUGUGUUUGCACAACAAAGUAUCCCCGAAAACGGUUGUGCGCAUAGCGGUGUUAGUAGCAAUAACAAAAAAAAAAAAAAAAGAUAGUUUCAAAGAGCAUCCCUCAAGGGUUGAGUUUUACCUGACUCUCGCGCUCUUUGGCUGGAGAGAAACGCACCCCCCUCCUUCUUUGCGCGGUACGUGCCUGGCGUUGUGUAUUGGCGUUGGUUUGCCGUACGACGCUCGCUGUGUGUAUGUAUGCGGUGCGUGUCGGUGUGUGCGGAGUUUGAAACCGUGGGAAAAAUCAGUGACGAUCGCGAAAUUCCGGUCCCGGUGUGUUGUAGCGCGAAGCGGGUUCGAGCGCGCCGUAAGUGAAAGGGAAGGCGCACAAACACAACAAAAGAGAGAGAGAGCGGGAGAGAGAAAUCGAACGGGGCCCCAUUGGCAGGAAGGAGCGAGAUAGUGGAAGUGGUGGGCUUCAAAGCGUGGCCCCAAAAAGGAGAAGCCAAAGUUCGCGAUCUUCUUCGCGAUCGUCAAUUUCGCAUUUUCGCACAACUUCUCACCCACCCCUUGAAAGCGCGCGCGCGCGUGUGUUUGUGUGUACGUUCGGUGGCCACCACCCCAAAAGUUUUAGCUUUCGGCUUUGCUGUUUUUUAUUGCGUGUGUUUGUUUUUGGUGUUUUCCGCUCACGAAAAAAAAAACAUAAAUAAAUACGAAAGACUUUAGCAGCCACGAGACAUUCAGUGCAAAGGGAAGAUUAUGUGCACAGAAGUUUGUGUUUAGCAGUGUGUGAGACACAGACCAUACCGCCGCCACCACCCCCACGGUCCAGCAGAGCUUCGCGUUGAGGCUUCCGUGCAGGCUAUUCCGUAGUAGAUCGCGACCAGUGUGCCGCCUCGCUAAGGGGUGGACGAUAUAGGCCUCUAUAUGGGUGUACUGAACGUGACCAGUUCCGGUGCCGCUAUCGUCGAGUACCACCAGCAACAGCAGCAGCAACAGCAGCAGCAGCAGCAGCAACAGCAGAACAAGAAAAACGACACAAUCUUCUCACCCAUCAAGAACAAGAUGAAGGUGCUGAAGAAGAUCAAGAAACGCAUGGGACUAGCAACGAGAAGCGCAUCAUCCUGCCCGGGCCCGAACAAUCUGCCCCCGCUACAGUUUCACACCGUGCACGGCGACAACAUACGCAUCUCGCGCGAGGGCACCGUCGCCAAGCGGUACGAGUCGUUCUGCAAGGGCAUCACGUUCAGCGCCCGGCCGGUGCGCGUGAACGAGCGCGUGUGCGUCAAGUUCCUGGACAUCUCGAACAACUGGAGCGGCGUGAUCCGGUUCGGCUUCACCUGCAACGAUCCGGCGUCGCUGCGCGGCAACCUGCCCAAGUACGCCUGCCCGGACCUGACGAACAAGCCCGGCUUCUGGGCGAAGGCGCUGAACGAACGGUACUGCUACCGGGGCAACGUGCUGUUCUACUACGUCACCCCGUCCGGCGAUGUGCACUUCGGUAUCAACGGCGAGGAGAAGGGCGUGUUCAUCACGGACGUGGACGCACGCGGCCCACUGUGGGCCGUGAUCGACGUGUACGGCAACUCGACCGCGAUCGAGUUUCUCGACUCGCGCAUCUACAUGUUCCAGGCGCAGCAGCAGCAGCAUCAGCAGCAGCACCAGCCGCAGCAUCAUGGUGGCCCUCCGCACGCCCAAAGCCAGACGGCGCGCCGACCGACGGAGCCCGAGCUGGGACUGCCGCAGCUGGAAUCGCUCAGCAUCAACCAGCACAACCAUCAGCUGAUGGAGGAGCGUCCGGUUACCUGCGGUGCGCUCAGCCCGUCCACCUCGGUGCGCUAUCACAGCCCGGCGCCGGGACUGCUGCCGUUGCCCUUCCAUCCGGUGCGUGGGCGCAACAUUAAGUUCUCCGCCGACCGGUACGUGGCGACGCGGGCCGAUACCGAGUUCUGCCAGGGGUACGUGUUUUCGCCCCGCCCGGUCAAGAUCGGCGAGCGGCUUAUCAUUCAGAUCCUGAAGACGGACUCGAUCUUCGUCGGGUCGCUCGCGCUCGGGCUGACGUCCUGCGAUCCCGCCAGCCUGCAGCUGAACGAUCUGCCGGACGAUUCCGACAUGCUGCUCGAUCGGCCCGAGUACUGGGUGGUGAGCAAGGACGUGGCGUCGACGCUGGUACGGGGCGAUGAGCUAUGCUUCUCGGUCACCGUGAACGGUGAGGUGCAGAUCAGCAAGAACGGUGGCGCCCCGUCCGUCAUCAUGCACAUCGACCAGUCGCUGCAGCUGUGGGCCUUCCUGGAUGUGUACGGAUCGACGCAGAGUGUGCGGCUGUUCACGCUGCCGAUGCCGGCGCCGCCGGCACCGUCCGGGUGCGCCUCCAGCAUGUACAGCAUGGCCCGGUCCCACUCGUCGCUGGCUGCCGCGGCCGCCACUAGUCAAUCGGUGCGCAGUCUGCACCAGCAGGAGCAGCAGGUGAUGGCGGAAUCGUCGGCCAGCAGCUGCCGGGCACUUGCCGGUGCCACCUCGACCAGUGCACUGGUGCAGCAGGCGACGGCAGCAACCGCCGCCACCGCUGCCGUGCGCUCCGACAUGAUCCAAAUCAACCCGGGCGGUACGGUGCUGGUCGUCAAUCUGCCCCCGGCCGAUGUGCUUACCCAGCAGCAGCAGCAGCAGCAAUCGUCGCAAGUACCCCAGGCGACGCUUGUGACGCGCGGUAUGACCAACUCCGCCUCGACCCUGUCCGUGCCACUAUCGACACUGUCGCUCUCGUCCCACACGGGCUCAACCGGAACGGCCAGCGAGCUGAUGGUUAGCAAUAAUAGCAGCAACAAUUACGCCGCCAGCAACAAUCCUCCUCCAUACCCUGAGUCGCUCUCGAGCUACAACAAUGCCGCCAACUACUCGACCGCCGCCCUGGCCGCGAACGGCAUCUACAGCUCGACCAACUGCGUCGACUGCACGAUCUGCUUCGAGAAGCCGAUCGACUCGGUGCUGUACAUGUGCGGCCACAUGUGCAUGUGCUACGACUGUGCGAUCAAGCAGUGGCGCGGCAUCGGCGGUGGGCACUGCCCACUGUGCCGCGCGGUCAUCCGCGACGUCAUCCGGACGUACAAGUCGUAGGGCGUGUGCAGGGCACAGCGCGAGCAUCGACGUGAAAGCGGCAUAGCCAAAGAAGGACCGUGAAGGUGUGUGUGUGUCGAACCAUUUUGUGAUCAAGCAGGCAGUGCGCAACAGUUGUGAUUUGGUGGCGGUCGAUCGUGUGUGUUCCAGUUUGUUGAUUUUUUUUUCUUCUGGGCGUUGGGCGAGUGGUCGGAAUCCAUCGGCUGGAGAAAACAGCAAAUGUGCAGCAUCCAUAAAUUAACACUGAUAGCUUAUCGGUUGAAGGAUAAAUUAUUCAGUAGUCAAAAUUUAUAGAAACAGAAGAGAAGCUCCGCCCGGUGGCACCCUUUUUAGGAAGGCUUUGUUUGGCAAAGAAAGUUAGGCUUUUGCUGGGAACACAUGCUCGCUUGGCCGAAGAUGAUUCACUUGCACCACGGAAAGUAGCCAAAAAGAAAAAAAAAGGAACUAGUACGCUGUAGAAAGCACAAUGUUUCCCCUGCCUCAAAUCAGCAACACAAUUGACUAGUGUGUAAGUAAACAGGUUUGGCGGGGUUUAAGGUAAAGCGGGGAUGAAGCGAGAAAGAGUUGAUAAACAGAGCGUAAACCAAAACCGAGUGAAGGCAUUUAGUUGCAUUUACAACUGAGAGGAGAGGACAGUGGAAGAUUGUAGCGCACUGAAACGCGUGCUCGAUAAGCCAGUCAGUAAUCGAACGAGGCCAGUUAUUGCUUUGUUGUUUUUACCUAUGUCUAGUGUACUAAAUAGUCAAUUAGACCUAUAAUAUGUCCCCGACAGCGAUGAUUAUGUAGCGGUUAUUAAGAGACAGAGACAGAGAGAGAGAUAGUGGGAAACAUGUUUGCCAAAAAGAAACACAAGAAUCAUAUGUCACUUCCAAAUGCGGACGAGCCGCCGCUUCCGAAGUUAGGCUAAGUUUAAUGCAAAUACGGUUAGGUUGGACGGAUGGAUUGGUAAAGGCAACAGCGAAAGCGCAGAGCAGCAAAGAUUUGCGUAAGCCCAUGCGCUUACCCGUUUCGUGUGUUUCGUAUUCGUUUCUGUCUCUUCAAUUACCUCGUGUGUACAGGUGUAUGAUAGGCGUAGAGGGGUUUAUUUUAAAACGUUCAUUUUUUUCUACAACACUUUAAACAGAGAAAGAGAGAGAGAGAGAGAAGGGAAGGUUGGGAAACAGUUAUUCUUUCGAGCUGCCGCAUGUGCUGAAAAACAAAACAAAAACAAAAUCUCGUUUCGGCGCAAGAUUAAUUUAUUUUCUAGUCAAAUAGUCAAAUGCAAAUGGCUUAUGCCGGGAGUCGUGUGUGAGAAAUGCGUAUGUUUCGGAAUUGAAUAAUGUGCUGAAAUAUUAAAAUGAAAAGUAUUUGAAAACCUAUAAUCAGAAAACAGUCGUUUUGUUUUUUUUUUUAAUUACAUUUAGUACACCCAAACUGGGUGCCGUCACCAGUUCGCUUGUUCCGAUACGCUUGUGCGCGAGGCAAUCAGUUAUGGGAAGCAGUAGCAGCAGUAUGCAGUAUGAUUUGGUUUUGCGUAGCUCGAGCUGGAAUUGAUCGUAUAUUUUAGGCAGCGUAGCGUAGGGCUCCUUUUUCUUACUUACCUUUUGCGCGCAUAUAGAUCCUCGCACUGCGUGCGUGUACACUUCCCCCCCCCCCCCCGUAUGUUAGUGCGGCGAACGAAGGACGCUUGGUCAGUUCAGUAGUGCAGGAGAUGGCGUGCAGGAAGAAGCAGUUGUACGAUACGGAAUAUAAUCUCCUACACGUCUAUGACGCUAAUUUAUUGUUACGUAGAGGCGAUGCUGGAAAGGAAACGAUAGAUACUAGUACCGUUUUUUGUAUUAUUUGUUUCCCUUUUUCUAGUAUCGAUACUAUUUAAGAGUUGCAAAAUCAUUAUGCACUAAACCUUCGAUAUGAAAUACAAAAGUGAAAUUAAAGCAAAAAAAAACAAAAACAAUAACCAAAACAAUUCAAAA